Messenger RNA from Cyclopterus lumpus (lumpfish), 3124 nucleotides. It is a transcript of the gene il12rb2, whose product is annotated as interleukin 12 receptor, beta 2a. Bases 213 to 2681 code for a protein of 822 amino acids. Gene Ontology annotation, molecular function: cytokine binding; cytokine receptor activity. The transcript has 16 exons. The record is from RefSeq and is a predicted model, not a curated record. Lineage: Eukaryota; Metazoa; Chordata; Actinopteri; Perciformes; Cyclopteridae. Gene Ontology annotation, biological process: cytokine-mediated signaling pathway. Gene Ontology annotation, cellular component: external side of plasma membrane; signaling receptor complex; membrane.
GACUCACGGUUCGCGAGAGAGAAGUUUCUUCCCUUCAGAGGCGCCGAGGAGCCGCCAGCUCAGUCUGGAUGAACUCAGAAAUGAAGAUGUUUAGGACGACCCAAAAAAGAUUAACUAAAUAAAUAAGAGAUAAUAAGACGCCGGGACGUGGCGUCAUGGAAGCUAUCAGUCCGUAAGAGACACACACAAGAAGGCGGUGACUGAAGGCGACGAUGACCCGAGCACGGACCAUCCUCACUGCUGUGGCCGUGCUGUGCGUGCGGCUCUGCACAGGUGGAACAUCCUGCGCCAUCAGGACCAGCGCUGGACGAAGAGUGGUGCAGCGAGGCUCCAGUUUCGAAGUGUACUGCACCUUUCACUGCAGGUGCAAGGGGCACAUGCACAUGUACAGCGACCAUCCGCCCAGAGAGCAGAGCCACACGCAGCUGAACUCUACAACUAUUUAUUUGAAUGUGGCAAACAUAACCAAGAACAGGACAUACAGCUGCUGGUGUAUAUGUUCUCCCGAGCUCGACUCCUGCGGACUGGACAUCUCAGCCGGAUAUCCACCGGAGCGCCCCGAAAACAUGUCGUGCAUCUACAAGGUCAAAGAUAAGGAAGCGAGCGUUGUGUCCUGCACCUGGAACAGAGGACGAGACACUUUUCUGAGGAAUAAUCCAAUGCUGUGGGUGAGGACUGGGUAUGAAAACAAUACUGAUGAACCGGUGAGGUACAAAGGUUCCACUAAGGGAACUGGUUCGUCGUCAGCUAGUUUCACCGUGUCCGGUUCUGUCCAGCGGUUCUCUGUGUGGGUAGAAACCGAGAAUCCACUGGGCUCUGCAGCGUCCAUCACUGUGAACUACACACUCUGGGACAUUGCGAUGCCGGAGACUCCCGUUCUCGGCCCACUCGGGUGCUCCUCCCGAGAGUGCGUCCUCCAAGUGGAGUCACAAGAGUCUGUGCCGACUCGACGCCUGGAGGUCCAAUACAGAGCGGCGGCACGCGAGUGGACAUCCUCUCCAGACUCGGGGAGAAGUCUUCAGGGUGUGCAGACGGGUUCGGUCCAGGGGCGGUCCGUCUCCCCUCUGGAGCCCUACACCUUGUACCACUUCAGGGCCAGAUCCAAAUUCAGCACCGGCCUGUGGAGUCAGUGGAGCGCCGACAUCUCCGCCUGGACUCAGGAGGAAGCUCCUGCCAAAGAGUUGGACGUGUGGUUCGCCGAGUCCUCUGACUUUAAGUCCCUGAGAGUUUACUGGAAGGAGCCGGACAAGUCCUCGGCUCGAGGGAGGAUCACGGGGUACAAAGUCCGAGUGGACGGCCGGAGCUCCGGAUCGGUCUUCGCGGCCGACGUCAGCGCCGACGCCGCGAGUCGCUCAGUCCCGUUCUGCGUCGACUGUGAAGUCAAAGUGUGGGCUUUGAACUCCAGAGGGCCGUCGCCUCCGGCCAGAAUCACACCCCGUCACACACGAGUAAAGGUCCAACAGGUGGAGCCCCCUCAGGACGUGCAGGUAACUGCAGCCAACCUCAGUGUCACCAUCUCCUGGAGAACGCCUGCCACUGCACCUCCACGUGCAGCGUACGUGGUGGAGUGGUUCCCAGAGGGCCUCAAGCUGGAGGAGCUCCGAUGGGUCCGACUGGCGGCGGAUGUCAACCACAACGUCCUUACAGGUGUGGAGCCAUGUGAGUGCUACGAGGGAGCGGUGCAUGUUUUCUAUAACGGCAGCUCAGUGAGCAGCACCAGGUUUACAGGCGUCGCCACUCUGAACUCAGCACCAGCAGCCGGUCCGUCGGUCCAAGAGACGGUGGAGGGGAACCAGGUCACGGUGACCUGGACGGAGAUUCCCAGGGGUCAGCGCGGGGGUUGCAUCACCAAGUACACCAUCUAUUUAGGCAGCACACAACAACAGCUUAUCUCGAUGCCGGCGUCGGAGAGGAGGCACGUCAUCAGACACCUGCCUCCGGCCGGCUACAGCCUGUGGAUGACGGCUUCGACGGCUGGAGGAGAAGGCCGCGCAGGUCAAAAGGUCAAAUUCUUCAUCCAGCAGGAGACCCCUGUGUACCCUCUGGUACUGUGUGCAGUCGCCGCCGUGAUCGGGAUGGUUCUGAUGUGUCUGUACCACAUUUCAGCCGUGAAGCAGAGGUUCUGGGUGUAUUUUCAGUGCCUCAUGCUCGACGUCGUGCCGGAUCCCGCAAACAGCAAAUGGGCGAAAGAGUGCACGGAGGACGAGGGUGAGAUUAACCUCAAGCUGCAGCCGAGUGGCUCCGGUGUCCCCGAGGAGGUGGAGGAGGAAGAGGAGCCCAUCCUGGUGGACGUGGAGGAGCUGCCCAAGCAGAGCGCCGCCCCCGCAGACGUCUCCUCCUCCUCCUCCUCUUCCUCUUCGGAGGUCCCGAGCCCCGAGACGGAGCCGGCCGCCGCGCUCUACCCUCCGACCAACUACAUCAAGAGCUUCUCCCACGACUCGGACGGCUCCGACCACACGCAGACCUCCAUGGACACCAACGCGACCGUGGACUACAUCUCAUCCCACGUGCUGGGGAGCACGGAGGAGGAGGAAGAGGAGGAGGAGGAGGAGGAGUUUGCAGGAUUGCUGGGUUUCUUCCCCAGUCACGGCGUUUUCACAGAGCCGAUGGAGUUCGGAGGGAAGUUGACUCUGAACGCCGUCAAAAUCGACUGCAGCGACUUCUUUUUUUCAGAACAAUAAGAGCCGAACCCUUCGGUGAGACGUGGGUCGAGUGGAAAACCAUUUUUUAGAGGAAGAAGACGACUGAAACGAAAGAGGCUGGCGGUGUGAAAGGUUUCUGUGUCCGCUUCUCAUGAACUACCUCCUUUCCAAAACCGUAACAAGAAGCUCUCUCGCUGAAGCUGCAAUACUUUUUGGAGAUUUUUUUUUUUUUUUUCAUUUCAUGCAUUACCAUAGUUUUCUGUUCAGAGCAGCGUUGGACGCACUAAACGAACACAGGCUGCAUGUGUGUGUGUGUGUACAUGACUAAUCUCUAUCAACAGGUCGUGGAAGUUUACUUAAAACUGCAUUAUCUCUAAUGUCCACCAGGAGGCGACUCCCACCCGGUUGCAAAAAUAAUUCUAAUUGUAUAGAAGUCUAUGAGAAAAUGAGUAAACAUUGUAAACGUGAGUUUAUGGUCUCAC